This is a messenger RNA of Aspergillus neoniger CBS 115656, 954 nucleotides long. RefSeq lists its product as uncharacterized. NCBI's taxonomy places the organism in Eukaryota, Fungi, Ascomycota, Eurotiomycetes, Eurotiales, Aspergillaceae. The record is from RefSeq and is a predicted model, not a curated record. The transcript is spliced from 3 exons. Bases 379 to 870 code for a protein of 163 amino acids.
AACUUUUUCAAAAGAACUUUUACUUGACUCUUUACUGCAGUUACCAGCCGGCUAUAUCAUGGUUAUUGCCUACCCCUCCGCAGUUGCAGAAGAGUAAACCCGGGGAAUCCGGCACAACGCGCGGGACUCCAAGACAUGUCUCACAUAGUGCCGACGAUCGAUAGCCCAGAGCGACAGCAAUCUCCAUCAGGAACCCACCAGUCUCAUCUUUGAGUCUGCAGAUGACUUCACUUGUCCCUGAUGUGGACCUAACCUCCUCUCCCUGAAGGGUAUAUAAACGCUGCUAAACACCCCCCAUCUUGCCAUUAAUCACAACCACAAACCAUCAAAACAAUCAUCUUCUGUGAUCAUCACAUUCAAUCCCACUCUCCAUCCAAAAUGAAGUUCUCCAUCGUUGCUCUUGCCGGCCUUGCCAGCGCCGUCUCUGCCGCUUCUCUCCCCGCGCGCUUCUCCCUCAUCGCCGAGGACAACACCCCCGUCCUCACUGAUGGCCAGAACGUCUACAUCGGCAACGACACCUCCAAGAGCACCUCCAAGCUGAUCCUCUCCGGCGGUGCCAACGGUGGUGGUCUGACCUACCUCGCCAAGGGCGCCGUCCCUACCGCCUGGCAAAACCUGUACAUCAUCGAGAACAGCGUCUCGCCCAUCUCCUUCACCCAGCCUCACUCCGGCGCUGUUCCCGACAACGCCAACACCACUGGCUUCGGCGUCAACGAGCAGGGUUACCUGACUCAGGGCGGUAGGGCCUGGUUCGCUGUUGAUGGCUACGGCGAUGUCCCUUCCAAGGAGGUCUACUGGUACGGUGCUCACAGCUCGGAGUACAAGGCUGCCUACCUCAAGGUUCAGGAGUGCACUACCGAGGAGUGCUAAAUGGGUUAAUACCGUGGCACACACUUUGAUUUGUAAAUGUUGAAUGGGUAUGUCGGGGAUGGACCAUAUGAAUAUAGUUAGUGU